This is a messenger RNA of Pisolithus orientalis, 803 nucleotides long. RefSeq names its product transcription initiation factor IID, 31kD subunit-domain-containing protein. Gene Ontology annotation, cellular component: SAGA complex; transcription factor TFIID complex. Bases 4 to 801 code for a protein of 265 amino acids. The record is from RefSeq and is a predicted model, not a curated record. NCBI's taxonomy places the organism in Eukaryota, Fungi, Basidiomycota, Agaricomycetes, Boletales, Pisolithaceae. Gene Ontology annotation, molecular function: transcription coactivator activity; RNA polymerase II general transcription initiation factor activity; protein heterodimerization activity. The transcript is spliced from 2 exons. Gene Ontology annotation, biological process: RNA polymerase II preinitiation complex assembly; DNA-templated transcription initiation.
CUUAUGUCCCGACCACAGACCAACCAGAUCCCAGCAGCAGACACACUUCCACCCACCGCAAGGGCCAUCGCUCUUCUAUUGGCAUCCACGCCCACAGUGCAGGAUGCGCAACCGGGCGUUUUGCACCAACUCCUUGAAUUCGCCCACCGAUAUACCGUGCAAGUACUCUCGGACGCCCAGGUAUAUGCGGACCAUGCAGGUCGAUCCGGCACCUCCAAAAUUGAAAUGGAUGACGUAGUUCUGGCAGUGCAAGCCCGCGUGGGCUGGGAGUUUGGCGGACGCAUACCGAAGGAACACUUGCUAUCUCUUGCGACUCAGACAAACGCAACGCCUCUCCCAGCGGUACCCGAAGUGUUUGGCGUACGGCUGCCACCAGCGUCGGAAACCCUUACUUCCGUCAAUUUUGAGCUAGUGUCCAACAAACCGCCACCGUCCGUAAAAUUAUAUGAUGAGGAAAUUGAGGAAAUUGAAGAGGAGGAAGAAGCACCGGGUGCACAAGAGGAUGAAGAGGAGGAUGACGCUGAUAUGGAACCUGCUACUAUACCCACGAACAACGCACCAGUCACACCCAUCGACGUAGAAAUGGCAGCUAGCUCCCCAGCAAGUGCGCCAGUCGUGGCAAGUGGUACCGCCGAUGACGGUAGUGAUGGAGCGGAAGAGGCUGACCUAUUCGGUGGAGCCGGUGAGGACGAAGACGAAGACGAGAGCGCAGGUGACGAUGCGAUGGAGGAAAUUCAGACAGCCACUGAACCCUCAAAUGGAGUAAAACGGAAACUGGUGGAAGAGGAAGAUUAUGAUUAGAC